ACCAACGCUUCAACCAUACGCGUAGAAACAGCUACCAGCGUUCUACCCACCCGCUCGCCUGCUUCGGGGCCAAGAAAUAAGAGAGAGGCGGGAUAGACAUGCCAUCAAGGACAAAGGGGGAGCGGAUUCAAUAGACAGCGGGAUACCUUUCCACAUAUUUUGGAAAAUCAAUGGUAGUGAUUACGAUAUUAGAUUGGUGUAGUCACAAACCCCCCUGCAUACUCACACAAAGAGCAGGGCCGGGUGGAAAUAAAUUAUAAUUUAAACAAAUUUAACGCGCAGCGUCAGCGCUGGUAUUUUAUAUAAGGGACUCGAAGGAACGCAGUAAAAAAGAACAUAGCUCAACCAACAAUAGCCAGAUUUUUGACUGAAACGCGAAUACCAGUGUGUAAGAGAAAAGGAUAAUAAUAGUGGAGUAGUUCAGGACGUGAUUUUCCAGGCUGUUCUGAUACUAAGCCAUGGUGUCUACAGUUCUUGCUGUGACACUAUCUGUCACCAUCCUCCACCUAACAACAGGUGUGAGCUUUGUGACACCUGACCAUGAGGCUACUCCCGCAGCAAGUCCUGGUCCCCAUCCAUUGGGUGAGCUGAUCCAUGCAGCCCUUCUGAGUAAGGAGUACCUGGGCCAUGCCUCAAUCAAUACAGGCACAACAACCAAACCUAUUCAGGCUGUACCACAGCUUGGGCAGACUGAGCCUGCAGCCACUGUAAUGCUACCAGGGGUGCUAACCACAGCCCUGACUUCAUCGCCCCCAGCCAGCCAAUCAGGAGCAGGAAAAACUGUAACAUCACCCACAGAGGAGGAGACGACAACCACUUUGAUCACCACCACAACCAUCACCACAGUGCAUAUGCCGGUGCAGUGCAAUGCCAGUCUCUCUGGGAUGGAGGGCAUUGUGGAGUCUCCAAAUCCUCUCUCCUCAUCCCCUUACUCUCCUCUGGAGUGCAUCUACAGCAUCACAGUGUAUCCGGGUUAUGGAGUGGAAAUUCAGCAGUGA
Oncorhynchus gorbuscha (pink salmon) is the source of this 998-nucleotide messenger RNA. RefSeq names its product seizure protein 6 homolog. The record is from RefSeq and is a predicted model, not a curated record. The coding region runs from base 459 to 998 and encodes 179 amino acids. Lineage: Eukaryota; Metazoa; Chordata; Actinopteri; Salmoniformes; Salmonidae. The transcript has 6 exons.